Messenger RNA from Schistosoma intercalatum, 6692 nucleotides. The record is from the annotation of a GenBank genome assembly. Lineage: Eukaryota; Metazoa; Platyhelminthes; Trematoda; Strigeidida; Schistosomatidae.
UGAAGGUCAUCGUCACCGGACAAUCAAACCUUUUGGACCAUAGGCCUAUGUUGUGAUUUCGAACUGUUCCUAUUAUCUCUAAUUCAUGUGGCUUGUCUACCGUUAAAGGAUGCCACUAGAAUUUGUCAUGUCAUUGGACAUACAGGUGCUGACUUGUUGAACUAAUUACUUGAAUCGAUUUCCUUCAAUAAGCUUAACAAAUGUUUAGGCACAGUCAAGAGGUGCCAAAUAUUUUUUUGGGGAUUGAGUGAUCAAAGUAGUAUCGUAGUAAUUCACUAGCGCUUGUCUCCACAUGAGUUCACUACGUCGGAAUCCUGUAGGGAAUGCAAGAUUCUUCACUACUGGUAGAAUGUCACAUAAAAAUGUUUCCAAAUUUUGUCGGUCUCCGGGGGGAAUCCUUUUUUCGAGUGUAUCAGGUGGGUUUCCCGACGUCCAUUCCUCAGACGGAUACUCUGCAAACGUUCCAGCGAAGUGUGCUCAGAAGGAAGAUGAAAGGAAUAUCCACCCUGUCUCUCUCUUUAAUAGCCUUCUAGAUCCUAACAUCGAGUUACCAACAAUUAGUGUUCGAGAAGUUGAUGAAAUACUCAGCAAUCUGACUUCUGAAAACUCGUCUCCAUCCAAACCCCCUAAUGGUUUAUCAAGCAACAGUACUACCCAUAUUAAUUUCUGUGAUAUACCUGACAGUCUAUGUCACGAUUCAGUCAGAUACAUUAAAAGUGAAGCUAUCAGUAAGCCACAUCCUUUCAGUGGAAAAAAUUGUUCGUUGAAGUCUGUCAAAGUCAGCCUUAUCAAUGAGACUGAAGGCAUAGGACACAAUGUAGCUAAUGAUUCAUCUAUGUGUAUCAAUAGUCCUCAAGUUGACCGACUACCUGUGUCAUCAAAUGUAUGCCACACCUUGGUUUUGGAUAGUACUGUCUCUUCUGAGGCUAGAAAUUCAUUCGAUGAUCUAGGCACUCUUGACAGCCCACCUGUACAAAAUUCUUGUCAUAUAUCUUCCUCUAGGCAUCAGACCAUUGAUGUUAAGAAACACGGAAAUGAAAUUCCCCAUAAGAAGAAUAAUCCAAAAACUGUUUCUCUUCAAUCAAUGGAGGAUAUACUUCCCCUUUUUCCAUCAUGCCGAAGUGUAGCUGAAUUAGGUGCAUUAGCACUUGGGUCAGAGUCCAGCGGAACAGUGGCUCAUAAACAUAAGUUCCCCAAUGCAACACUGCGCUCUAAAGCGUGCUCUGGUACGAACCUCUGCAACAUAUCCACAAAAGCCUCCAUAUCUAAUGUUCUUCGUGAUCGCUCUCCAAUUGGAAGUCUCGACUUGGCCACUCAUGCAAGAUACCAAAAUUCUUUUAACGCUUCAAAUAUUCAUGAGGCAAGCAGGUAUCGACAAGCAUAUCUGUCAGUAAGAAAAGCAAAUCAGGCCAAAAUUUUGUCCAAAUCUACUGCGAAUACGGAUGAGUUUUCUGUUUUUAAUGCUAAAAGUCAAGGAAAUACAGGCAAUCAACAUGUUUCUUAUCAACCACUGAAAAGUCCUCAGCCCACGGCGGGUAUGGAAAUCACGUCGACAAAUCGUCUUGGUUGUUCAACAGGUACUACUUCGGAUGACCGUUUCAAACAUAUUUGUCCUCAUCCAAGGUGCGGUCGUCGAUACCAGGCUGAAAUUGGACUUCUUCGUCAUUUAGUUAAAUAUCACGGUGAACAAAUUGAGUUGCCUCAGAGAACGCGCCCUGUAGCUAAUCAGCAAAUGUUGAGACGUCCGGCAUCAGAGGAAAGGACGAUAACAUCCAUAGAAUUUAAUGAUAUUGACGAAAUGGAUAAAAUUUCCCCGAAACAAAGCUUAUCUAAAAAUAGAACUGUAUCACUGUCACAUUCAAAAAGUUUUUUGGAAUCAAAUCAAAUUGAAAUGACUAAAAUAGACUUCAAUCCUUCGACUUUACCUUUCGAAACUAUUCAGAUAAACGAAUAUACUUCGUCGGAUGAGUUAUCUUGUGAUAAGAUAAAAGAGGUAACACCUAUAUUGGAUAAGGGAUUGUCUUUUGUUUGUCCGACUACUUCCAAUGAAGAUGGGACAUCUGUUUCAGUCCCAUUGAUUGAUCUAAACACAGAUAUAUGUUCCAAUAAUUUCAAGAUUUCAGUAGAUAUGGAUAGUACCAAUUCAAAUGAUGUUACUAUACAUUCAUUAACAGAUGAAACAAAACUUCCGGUAUUAAUCAAACAACCAUUCAGAAAACAGCCUAGAUUACGAUCAGUCAGCGGUGGUAGUCAUAAUGAUUUACCGAUUAUUAAAAAUACAAUUAAUUCAAUAAAUCCAUCUGAUAUAACAAUUCAAUGUAAACAUCAAUUAUCAGCACUGUCAAAUCUGUCAACAUCUUAUAUAACUACGGUGAAUAAACAAAAAGUUUGCAAAAUAGAUAAUUGUCGACGACGUACAUUAAGUACUGGUCAUGAUCCUCGACAAGUAUUAAGUAUGAAUAGUGAUAACAUUGACAAUAAUCAUCAUGAUAAUAAUAAUGAUAAUUUAAGUAAUAAAUGUCCAAGUUGUGGACAUAUUGUUGAUUGGAAUUUAUGUAAAACUAAACAACGUGAAUGGAUAAGUGGUGUGCAUGCGUUGAGUUGUUCAAAAACCGAUUGUGUCUAUUGUCCAGUUGAUAAUUGCACCUAUUUGUGUUCAGGUAGAGCUGAUUUAUCUGCUCACUUAACAAGUAUUCAUUUUCCGGAAAUUCAACAUCAGCUUGUGCGGUUAAUUUUUGCUUGUCCACUUAAAGAUUGUCAAAUUAUUUGUUCUGAUGAAGCAUCAUUUCAAGCUCAUUUCACUGGGCAUCUCCAUGGUCAUCUUCCAGGUGAUUUAACUGAACUAUUCAAUCCAUCCUCUUUAACAACAACUAUCGGAACAAAAAUAUUAUCACCCACAGCUAUGACAACAGUUACAUCAACACCAGUGGUUGUAACAUCUACACCUAUUGUACAGUCAUUAAUAGACAAUUGUGUUGACACAUCAUCGCAUUCAUUAUCAUCAAACCUUUCGUAUGGACAAACAACUCACUGUUUAACAGAUUACACUACUACUACAUUGUCCCAGUCUUCAGCAUGUGACAAUUAUCAUGUAUCACUAAUUAAUAUUCAACCCAAUCUAGUAGUCGGAGGGAAUAACCUUUCGGGCACUUAUGAAAAAUCACCCGAUUCAGAUAGUAUUCAUUCAGAGGCAACACUAGUUACAGCUGGGGCGGCAACACCCACGGCAGUAGAUCUAAUUCCUUCUAAUCAUACCUCAUCGUUUGAUAACUCCACUGAAUCUAUGUUAAUAAACCAUCAACAAUCUGCGUCCAUUGUCUCUGUGCCCUCAGAUUUAAACGGUUUCAGUCAUUAUUGUCCCCACCAACAUCAUCAUCAAAGACAGCAGCAACCACAACAGCAUUUCUCUGUGUUCCCAAGUUCUCCACUAUUCCCCAAUCAUGAAGGUUCAAUAACUACAUUAUCGGAAGCUCUUAAAUCUGAUACUGACGAUAAUGUUAAUGAUGUUUCAAAUAAUUUUACCAAUGUUGGGACUACUGAAACAGAUCAUGUGGAUUUGACAGAUAAUCGGAAUUUAUUGUCAGCCCUUGACUUAAUACCUGAUGAUAUAUUGAUUGAAUUACUUAAAGAAGAUAGAGCAAGUUUAUGGGGUGAUCCUGUUACGAGUAAUAAUAAUAACAAUAGAAGUAAUCGCGCAACCAAUUCAGUUUUAUCAGCUCCUUAUGAAUGUAACACAGAGUCGUCUUGUUCAAUUGUUGAUAAUACUAAUAAUACUAACAAUAUAAACGAUAAUUACAUACCAAUAAAAUGUGUAGAGAACAAUGAAGAAGAUUAUAGUGUUAAUUAUAAUCCAUGUGAUACAUCCAGUAUACAUGAUUCCAUUGAUAAUUGGAUUGAUUUCAAUGUAACUGAUUCUGUUUCACGAUUAAAUUCAUUGGAAAAUCUUCAUAAAAGGAAUGUAAGCAGUUCAAAUCUAUCAGAUGAUUCUAAUAGUGGUGGAAGUAGUAGUAAUAGUAGUUGGAUUCCAUUAAAUCUGAUUCAUCAUACAUGGUCAUCUGCAAUUGCUAAUGAAAAACUAUCCAAUUCUAAUUACAAUUAUAAUAAUAUUAAUUUAAUGAAUGAUUUUAAUCAACGUCAUUUCAAUUGCCCACAUCGCGUUAUCUCAGAUUUGACUGCUGCAUUAAUCCUACCAGAUGUUGAACGUCGUUUAAAAGCGUCAAUUUCUGCAACACAUUCUACUACUUCUACUAAUCAUAAGAAUAAACGUAAUAAAUCAAAUUUGCCAUCAUCAUCAACAAUUUGUUCAUCGAUUCUUAGUUCACAAGCAUCAUCUCAAACUACUUUCUCAGCAAUUACAACAGGUACUACAAAAGCACAUCAAUCAUGUUGUUCCGGUAAACGUAGACGUAAUGCUUCUGAGUCACCUCCACUAUCCACUUAUAAUACAACAUCGUUUAAUAACAAUAAUGUUAUAAAAUCGUCAUUAUCAUCAUCUGAUUGUUGGAAACAAAGUAUGAACAAUAUUCAAGUUAUUUCACCUAAUUUAAUGAAGCGUCCAUAUCAUUCAAAAACUUUAAUAUCAGUUGGUAAUCAUAAUGAUAGUAAUAAUAAUACGUCACAUUGUCUAAAAACAACAGCAGCAGUUCAAUUGGACUCGGAAACCUUGAAUUCAAAAGUCAGUAAUAAUAAUAAUAACAAUGACAAGAAUCAUAAUUGUUCAACAAUUGAACAACAACAACAAACUAUUGAACAAACUGUUGGCGGACAUUAUGAACAGAAUGGUAAUCAUAACGUGGUUAAGAUUAAUUUAACUGAAGAACAGGAACAAGAACGAGAACAACAAUUAUUUGUGAAUUCUACCAAUGCUACCACUAAUAAUAAUAAUUCAACUAAUUUAUUUCCUACUAAAUUACGUAUGCAACAUGAAUCAAGAAAACGUUUAAAAAAGCAUCAAAAAUCAUCUACACUAACUUGUCGAACUUUGUUCACACCUCCUUCUUAUUCCAUUGAUAAAUAUAUCAUACCUAGACCGGUUCUGCCUAGGCGUCAUUCAAUGUUGGCUUCAUCAUAUAAUCUCGUAGUUUCCGAUUAUGGCUUUACGCAUUUACCUCAUUGACAAUAAUGAUAAUUUCAUGUAUUUAUGUAAGCGUGUGUAUGUUUGUUUGUUUUAUUAUCUACUGCCUACACUACUACUUGAUACCUCCUCUCAAAGUCAUAUCUCUCUUCGUUAACAUUAUUUUCAGUUUUUGUCUGUUUUGGGUUGUGUUUUUUUCUUUGCAACUUUAUUUUCAUUUAGUAUGAUGAUUUCACGUCGUUAUGUCUCUCUACUGAUUAUUUGUAUCGUAAUGAUUCUCAUAUUAAUCUCCAUACAUAUAUUUAAACUAAAUGGGACUUGACCACCUCCCCUCUGUGUGUGUGUGCACGUAAAGAGAGGAUUCUUAUCAUGAUUUAUUGACUACCUUUUCAUUUGUUUGUUUUUUCUGUGUUAAUUGUUUCUUGUGGUUGUCAUUUAUAUCAUUCACUUUCUGAAGGACGAUUCAUGUAAUGUUUAGUUUGUUAUACAUAUAUAAGUAUAUCAUUUGUCAUCUCUUCCUAAAUAUUUGUACUUAUUACAUUUCCCUACCUGUAAGUAGUUCAAGUAAUCUGUUUUCAUCUAUCAAGUCUUAUGAAAUUCAAUUACCCCCACCACUAAAUAAAUGAUACUAAUGCAACAAUCAUUGAUUGAUUCUAUUUAUUUGUUCAGGUUACAUUUUCUUCCAUCAUCAAUUCUAGGCAUAUUUCUUUCUUUACCAUUUACUUCUAGUAUUCCAUUUCUUUUCUAGAUUUUUUUUAAUGCGCCAUAUCCAACAUAAUUCUCCCUACAUUUUGUACAUUCUCUUAUCUCUCUCUCUCUCUCUUGCUCUUCCUCUCAAACAUAAAUUCAGUAAUUCAUAUUGUAUUAAUCCUGUUUAUUAUCAGUCGUCGUUGUUGUUGUUGUUGUUUUUAUUUAUCUUGAUUACUUCUCCAUAAAUAUAAACAAUAAGAUCUCGUAUUUGUUGUUUCAUUUCACUUCUUUAUUUUGUUUUCCUCAACUAUACACAAAAUAUAUGUGUAGUUUUUUUUGUCUUAUCCUCUCUCUUAUUACUUAUAUAAUCAAUAUGAUAAUGUCAUUAGUAUUUUGAUUAUGAACUAAACAUUAACUACUUCUCAACUAAUUCUCUAUUCUACAUACAGUUCUUUAUUAUCAUUUGUUUGUUUUUAUUUUCGUACAUAAAACAAACAAAUAAUAAAACUACCUUGGUUUGUUGCAUUUUCAUUAUUUGACCAAUAAAUUAUUAAAUAAUACUUUCUAUAUAGACUAUUCUAUUGAUGAAUAAAAGAUCUUGAUAGUAUUAUUUAUUUAUUUAUUUAACUUUUAUACUUUUCAAUGUUGAAUUUCUUUCAACUAUAUACAUAUAUAUAAUUCUUGUGAUAAGUGCAAAUUUUUAUGUUCAUUUAUGUUUCUGUUUAAGACAAGUCACAUAUAUGAUAUGUUGAGUUCAUAUAUGAAAUAUACUUGAAAGUGAGAUUAAAAUCUAUCCUCAUUCUAAUUGUUCUAAAAUUCAUGGUUAAUUUUGUUGUUGUUGUUUAUUUUUCAGAGUUCAUCCCCUUUUUUUAUGAUUGAAUUUACCUGAUGACGUGGUAUUGAACGUUUGAUAGAAAACGUUUUUUUU